This is a messenger RNA of Formica exsecta, 1722 nucleotides long. RefSeq lists its product as uncharacterized. The transcript has a single exon. NCBI's taxonomy places the organism in Eukaryota, Metazoa, Arthropoda, Insecta, Hymenoptera, Formicidae. The coding region runs from base 1 to 1722 and encodes 573 amino acids. The record is from RefSeq and is a predicted model, not a curated record.
AUGGUGUGCGGGCAGUUCAAAGCGAAGCCCGUCAACGAACGUCGAUCCUUCGUCGAAGCGCAUCGACUGUGCUACAACUGCCUCGGCAGUCAUCCGGUUGCGAGGUGUCAAUCAACCAGGAAGUGCUGGUCUUGCAAGGGGCGGCAUCAUUCGAUGUUUCACGAUGCGUACGCGACUUCGAAGACUACCGACGCAACCGCACUCUCCGCAAUCAAACCAAGCGACGACCGCAAAGCGAUUCUUCUCGCGACCGCGCGCGUUCUCGUCGCUGACCGCUACGGAGAGCCUCAUUCCGUUCGCGUCUUAAUCGACCAGGGAUCCGAGGUAUCCAUCAUCACCGAAUCGCUGGCGCAACGCCUACACCUCCCGCGAAAUCACUCUUCAGUGACGAUCUUCGAGAUCGGCGGAUCGUUGUCCGGUGCUUCGCGUGGAAAGGUAGCGCUCAAAGUCACGUCAAGAGUGACCGGAGAGACGUGCUCCGUUGUCGCCUUCGUGCUUCCGCGCCUCUCUUCGUAUCGAAGUUCCACACCGCAAAAACGCAAAGGAUGGCCUCAUCUCCAGGGACUGCCGUUAGCCGACCCGGAAUUCAUGGCCACCGACCCCGUCGAGCUGCUUCUCGGAGCCGAGAUCUGCUCGGCCAUCUUCAAGGAUGGAAUCCGCAAGGGUGGACCGCAAGCUCCCAUGGCACAGAACACCAUCUUGGGAUGGAUUCUGUCGGGAGGAUGCAGCGUUGCGACGUUGCAUGGUCACCUUAACUCACUCCAGUGCACCGCAGACUACGACCUCACAACGAUGGUCCGUCGCUUUUGGGAGCAAGAGGAAGUGCCGCUCGCUCCCACCGCUCUCGCACCCGAGGAAGAAAGGUGCAACAAUUUCUUCGUGCAAACGCACACACGCACGAGUGAUGGACGGUACGUCGUUCGGCUGCCGUUCGCCACUACCCCAGGGAACCUCGAAGAAACUCGCAAGCCAGCCGAGAGACUGCUGACCGCAAUGGAGCGGAAAGGUAGCCGGGAUUCUCGAUUUGGCGACCUCUACCGCUCGUUCAUGCUGCAGUAUGAGCAACUGAAACACAUGAGCGAAAUUAAUAAAGGGUCAACCGCAACUGACACCGACAACAGGAUCUGUUACCUACCACUUCACGGAGUGCUGCGCGAAUCAAGCAUCACCACCAAACUUAGCGUUGUUUUCAAUGGGUCGCAGCGCAUCCGGUCAGGAGAAUCGCUGAACUCGCAGCUCCUAGUGGGAGCUAACCUCCUUCCCGCACUCGCCGACGUCCUCCGCUGGCGGUGGCAUCGCUAUGCCAUUGUGGCGGACAUCGAGAAGAUGUAUCGCCAAAUUCUCGUGCAUCCCGACGAUCGUGACUUCCAGCGCGUGCUAUGGCGUCGCGACAACACGCGUGAGGUCCAGGAGUACCGCUUGAACACCGUAACAUACGGCCUCGCGUGCGCGCCGUUCCUCGCGAUUCGAACUCUGCGCCAGCUCGCCGACGACGAGGAAUCUCGCUUUCCUCUCGGUGCCGCCGCUCUUCGACGUGACUGUUACGACGACGACAUCGUAUCGGGCGCCAACACGACGUCAGAGGCAGCAACGCUGCAGCACGAACUCCGCGGACUUUGCAUGGCGGGCGGGUUUCCGUUGCGAAAAUGGGCUUCCAACUACGAAGAGACCCUCACCGGAGUCCCGCAGGAUCACCGGCUCCUCAAGACUCAGCAUACCUGA